UCUCCUAGCUGCACAACGCUUCAGCGAACCCUUUGCCCGUUAUUAAUCUCCUUCUAUUGUCUUUCGUCUCUUUAUUUCCGACUGGUGCAUUGUAAUUGCUCAUGGACUGAACUCGAAAUCUAUUUUUCUGACUGCGCAGCCGAGGGAACCGAAGAGUCAUAUAUCAAAGGGCCACUGUGUAGUCUGUUUGUUUGUUUGUUUAAAAAAUAAAAAAAAUAAAAAAAAACUCCUUGGGUAGUUUUCAGUGACCAUGGCUGAAGAGGACAAAGCUCUGCCGCAACCCUUGUUCUGCCGAGACUUGACCUGGGACCCGUUCCGGCGCUGGCCGCAGUGGAGCCGAAUCUUCGACCAGGACUUCGGGACGCCCCCUUUCCCGAUGCCCUGUGACCUCAGCUGGGCUGAGAGCGCUGGGAGGCAGCUGGGCACCUCCUCUUGGAUGGGGUACAGACGUGCCCCUCUCUUCUCCUCGUCCGCACAGACCCCCCUGCACCCCUGUCCCAAACUACCCGGGGGCGUUUCUGAGAUCCUCACCGGACAGGACAGGUGGCAAGUCAACCUGGACGUCAACCACUUCUCCCCAGAGGAAAUAAGCAUAAAAACCAAGGAGGGUUAUCUGGAGAUCACAGGGAAACAUGAGGAGAGGGAGGACGAACACGGCUUUGUCUCUAGAUAUUUUACAAGAAAAUACAAACUCCCAGCCGAGAUUGAUCUCCAGCACGUAAGCUCCUCUCUGUCCGGUGACGGGGUGCUGUCUGUGGAGGGCCCGCUGCCUGCUUCCUCCCACCCAGCAGAGAUCAUCAUCCCCAUCCAGGUAGAAGAGAAGCUUCAGUCUUCAGAGUGCAAUGUGAAGGAUGACCCGGCAGCAGUGGGAGCCAAGACCCAAGAAACCGCUGGAGGGGAGGAGAGUGGGGAAACGCAGGCUGCAGACACAGAGGAACUCCAGACUCCGCCCACACAGGGCCCCAGCGACGAACCACAGGGCGGGGACCAGCCACAGCAAGCUCCAGCUGUCCAAUCAGAGUCCUCCUUGGAGCAAUGGGAGGAGCUUCAGGCAGAUGAUUCUGAGGUGUUGGUGGAGGAGAGAGCCACUGUCUCGGGGGGUGAGGAGGCACCCGCUCAGCCCGAGGGGGGCGCAGCCGAAGAACAAGUAGAUCCCAAACCUGCUCAAGAGGAGGGCGACGUGGGACAGGAACCGCAGGAGGCCUCGGGGAACCAGGAGGAUCAGCCCGCCCCAGAUGGAGGCGCGGAGGGGCAGGGGGAGCCAGGAGACCCCUCAUCUGAGACCGGACCCCAGCAGGACGCCGCUGGAGAACCUGUACAGGAAGCCCCGGAAUCCACUUCUGCGGAUCCCAGCCAGGAAGCCCCAAGACCUGAGCAGGACAUCCCAGAACAGCAGGAAAUAGAGCAGGUCGAGUUCACCAAGGGGGCGCCCGAAUCUUGAUCAGUCCAGGUCUUCUUCAAGCAACCUGCAGCUUCCUUGGCCCUGGCCCAACUCUCGACCGCAAUAACCUACAGUCUCAAAACUAGCACUAAAUGACCUAUGGUGACCGUACUGUAACCUUUCUACCUGGGAGCACUAAUAAACUAUUGCAUGGAU
This is a messenger RNA of Anguilla rostrata (American eel), 1597 nucleotides long. RefSeq names its product heat shock protein 67B1. Gene Ontology annotation, biological process: negative regulation of apoptotic process; protein refolding; response to heat. The record is from RefSeq and is a predicted model, not a curated record. Lineage: Eukaryota; Metazoa; Chordata; Actinopteri; Anguilliformes; Anguillidae. Bases 251 to 1441 code for a protein of 396 amino acids. Gene Ontology annotation, cellular component: cytoplasm; nucleus. The transcript is spliced from 4 exons.